Messenger RNA from Amblyraja radiata (thorny skate), 2549 nucleotides. Its product is annotated as leucine-rich repeat-containing protein 15. Lineage: Eukaryota; Metazoa; Chordata; Chondrichthyes; Rajiformes; Rajidae. The record is from RefSeq and is a predicted model, not a curated record. Gene Ontology annotation, cellular component: plasma membrane. Gene Ontology annotation, molecular function: protein binding. Bases 460 to 1542 code for a protein of 360 amino acids. The transcript has 4 exons.
UCUUCCUAACAGACACAAGCAAACUAUCCACUGCUCUCGCUAACCACAAAGCUGUCCAAGCUCGAUAAAACUAUCUGGAACACCAUUCAUUCAUCACCCUGGGGGACCACACCUUCCCUGUGAGAUACAUCUGUCCCUUGUCUAGGGGUGUGGAACGAUCGCUCCUUCAGGGAUUACGUAAUGAAGCCUGAGAGAGCUGAGCUUUCACAAUGCCUGGGUCUUCACAGUCAGGAAUCAUUUCCGUGCUGUAAUGUCUGUGCAGCGCCUGCCUCCCUGCGGCUGAGCUGCUAUUGGAUGCUCUGCUCUGCUAAUGGUGAGCCUGAAGAGAUGCCUGAGGAGUGCUGGAGCAGGUCCCUCACAGUUAGGACGUGCUCCCAGAAAGAUUAAUCCCCUUCCUGUCCCUCGCAGUUGAAAGAGAGCUGCCUUUGGACUCACUUUCACUAUAAGGUGGGUGAAGGAAUGGCUUUGGCACUGUGCCUCCUGUUGGCCACUCUUUGUGUGCGCCAGGCAGUGGCAGGUCAAUGCCCAAGGGAGUGCAUCUGUGGCCAGAAACAACCCGUCAACCACACUGAGGUGGACUGCUACAAGCGGGGCCUGAGGUCGAUGCCAAGGGAGCUGCCUGGGGACGCCUGGGUUGUUAGGAUGGGUCAGAACUUCCUGCAAACUCUUCCUGCCAGAGUGCUUCAAGGAAUGCCGCACACUGAGAGCAUCAACUUUGAGCACAACACCAUUACAACAAUCCACCCUCGGGCUUUCUCUGGGGCCGGUCAACUGAUACUGGUCAAUCUCCAUGGCAAUCAACUGAGCAGGCUGCCCCGCAGAAUCUUCCAGGGUCUCUCCAGGCUCCGCUUUCUGAUGCUGGGACAAAACCGUUUCACAUUCCUCAGGCCUGAGAUGUUUGCUGGGCUCCACAAUCUGACAGACUUGGACAUGUCAUUGAACGACAUCACCUCACUGCCACCCAAUAUCUUCCAGGCUCUGAGUGACCUCAGGAUCCUGGAUUUGGCCUUCAACAAGAUCCAGAAGAUAUCUGGCAACGCCUUCACUGGACUUGGCCUGCUCUACAGUCUCAACCUGGACCACAACAGGAUUCAGUCCAUCCCCCUGAGAACCUUCAAGCCAUUGGGCAGUCUGAAGAUACUGGUGCUGGACAACAACUUGCUCUACACCCUCAACGCCACAGCAUUAGAAGGUUUAGGUAACUUGCGAGAGUUGUAUGUGAGAAAUAAUGACAUUAGCAAGCUUCUAAGAGAUGUCUUCAAACACACUCCCAGACUUACCCAUCUAGCCCUGAACGGCAACAAGCUGAAAUCUAUUGAUGGCACAUCAUUCUUGGCAUUGACAGGUGUCCAGGAGGUUUUCCUGCAUAACAAUCCCUGGUCAUGUGACUGCAGGAUGAAGAGCUUCCUUCGUUGGCUGUCUCAGAGUGAAGUGAAUGUCUUUUCCUUGGAAAUGCUGAGGUGUAGCUCUCCUUCCUGGAACAAGGGCAAGACCCUGAGCAGCCUGAAACCAGUUGACCUGAGGUGUAAGGCAAGAGGCUGAAGAACUGCUCCCAGCCAUUGCUCCAUUCCCUUCCAGCCCCAUUCUCUGCACUUCCGCACUCUUUAUAUAGUUGCUUACCAAAGCUGACCAUCAAAAGACACGGUUGAAAAUGUGCAGAACCAACAUGACUCUCCAAUUCUCAUCUAAUUCAUUCCUUUAAAUAAACAAUUCAAAAAUUACAGCAGGAUCUCCAGUCUUCCAGCACCUCGCCCGUAUCCAAUGAUGAUUGAUAUAUCAAAGCCAGUGUGCCUGCAAUUUCUUCUCUAGCUUCCCACAGUGUCUUUAGAUAUAUCUGAUCAGGCCCAGGAGGUUUGUCUCCCUUCAAAUGCCUUAGGCCAUUCAGCACCUCUUAACCAUAAUAGUGACUGUCCUCAAGACACUUUAAUUAAUUGCCCCAAGUUCCCCAGUCUUCAUGUCUUUCUCCACAGUAAAAAUAGAAAUACUCAUUGCGGACUUUGCCCAUCUCCUGCAGCUCCACAUAGAGAUGACCACUUUGGCUUCUGAUGGUCCCCAGUCUCUCUCUCGUCAUCCUCUUUCCUUUAAUGUACUUCAUUGAGGAGAGUUGUGGAUGUAGCCCAGUCCAUCACGCAGACUAAUGUCCCUACCAUCGACUCCAUCUACACUUUAUGCUAACUCGGGAAAGCAGCAAACAUAAUCAAGGACCUUUUUCACCCAGUCUUCCCUCUCCCAUGAAGCAGAAGAAACAAGUAUGAAAGCAUGUACUACCAGUUUCAGGAAUAGCUUCUUCCCCCCUCUUAUCAGAGGCUGACUUCUCAAACACUAGAUGUAAUCCCGAUCUUCAAACCUACCCAUUGCAACCUUGUACCUUUUCUCUGUAACAUUAAUGUUAUGAUGCUAUAAAUUCUGACUCUGGUAUUUUUUUUCUUUGCACUACUUAAGAAUGGCUUGAUUGUACAUGAAUAAUAUGAUUGGAUUGGAUUGCUCAAACAAAACUUUUCACUGUAUCUCGGUAUACAUGACGACAAUAAACCAACACUAAUACCCUA